Beta vulgaris subsp. vulgaris (sugar beet) is the source of this 1009-nucleotide messenger RNA. RefSeq lists its product as hypothetical. The record is from RefSeq and is a predicted model, not a curated record. Bases 230 to 874 code for a protein of 214 amino acids. Gene Ontology annotation, molecular function: protein binding. NCBI's taxonomy places the organism in Eukaryota, Viridiplantae, Streptophyta, Magnoliopsida, Caryophyllales, Amaranthaceae. The transcript has a single exon.
AAAAAAAACAAACGGCGGGACUGUGACUGUGUAAGUAUUGAUGUGUGCCAUCAGAGAAAAAAUUCUUAAUAGAACUGUAAUGAGAAAGUAACAAAUUCCAUAGAUCAAAACUCAAAAAGCCAUGAAAUCCAGCAUGUAAAGAUCAGAAAAUCACAAAGAUGAGCCACAAAAGUUGAACAAAACAGUAUCACCGCUUACCUAAACAGUCAAAAUUCAGACGCAAUCAAAAAUGCUAAUUCCUUCAUCAGAAAUCGCAAUUCAGGUAGCUUUUCUACUUCUAACCCUAGCAAUCUUCCUCAUCAUCUACAAUCUUCCAAAAAAAGCCUUCUCGAAGCUUCGAUCCAACACCCGCGCCAACUCUCAAUCAAGCCGCCACUUCCUCAACGGCGCGCAGCUUCUUAGCCGCGCCAGAUCCACUAACAACCGCGCCACAGCCGAAUCCUUAGCUAAAGACGCCGUUACUCAAGCCGAUAUGGCUCUCUCUCUCCUCCCUCGCGACGGCGCCGCGCUGAUUCUCCGAGCUUUAGCGCUCGACGUUCUCGGCCGCCGAUCCUCGGCGCUGCGAUCGCUUGACGCCGCGCUUGCGCCGCCGGCUGCGAGGACGUUGUCGGGGAGAGAGAGAGGAGAUGCGCUGGUGAAGCGAGCCGAGUUACAGUUGAGUGUGAAUCGGAGGAGAAGAGUUGACUCGGCUUUGUUGGACCUGGUUGAAGCGGUGAGUUUGACUCGGGAUAAUUUUAAGGGCUUUUGUUUAUUGGGCCAGUGUUAUGAGAUUAAAGGGAUGAAAGAUGAGGCUUGUGAGGCUUUUACUGAGGCCUUGAAAAUUGAGCCUGGGUCCACUUUGGCUCGAGAAGGUUUGGACCGAUUGAAGUCUUGAAAAUACUAUCUAUGUUUAUUUGGCCUUUUUUGUUGGACCAGAAUUUUACGGGUAAAAGUCUGUACAGUAUUGUACUACUAAUUUUGUUGGAUUUGCAAGGAUAUGAUAUGUGGUAUCUGUCUUUUUUUUUGUGUU